GCUGAACAAAGAAUAUCAUUCAAGUUCUAAAUAUGAUGCAACAUAUCUCAGAAGAAAGGGAAAGAGCACAUCAGACUAGUUGUACACUACCUCCAAUUGAGAUAUUUUAGAUUAUUUAAGGUAUUUUAGAUGAUGUCCUCGUAUUACAUCCUUGAAUUAAACUCUCUCUUCCAUUGCUAAGUUCAGUGAAUGUGAUCGGCCAAAGUAGAUCUGACUGCACAAUCUACUAGACAAGUACGCUUACAUUAUUCAUUACUAAACUUCUCUCUUCCUUUCUGCGUCUGCGUCCUCUGAAAAUAGUGCUGCCCUGACAGAUUUUGAUGAAUCAGGUGGACAGGCAUUUCAGCCUGAAAUUAAAUUUUUACUCUACCCUUCCUUAAAAAGGCAAAACAAAGGCGUUGAGUCAAAUUACAGGAAACAUCCUCCCAUGAUUCUGUAGCUGAUGUCAAAGAAUGCGACCAGUACAUUCUUUUCAGCUUGUAUCGCAUACUCACUCACGGCUUCGGGUGAUGUCAUGCCUUUUUUUUUUUUUUUUUUUUCGGAAGGUUGGGUGUUCCCAAUUUGUAGCAUUAAAACAUUAAACGUUAUUAGAGCGGAGAAACUCAGCUGUCUAUUGGUUUGGCAACUCCAUGUUUUGUUGUAAUUGGAUGACUGAACUAGAGAGACAUUUUACCCGCCUCGUUUCUUAGGCUACAUAAGCUUUGUGCAACGCAUGUGUGGCAGAAAACAAUCAUAGCUUUACCUACCUAUCGCUACACUCUGAUUACUUUUGUAGAAAGUCACAACUUUAGACCACAAUCAAAGAAACCAAUGGAUCUAUCCGCGGGAAUACAGAAAAUGUCAGUGGGACAGCCUACAGUUGGUGGUGCCAUGAUGUGCCUGACGUGUAAAGGGGUCUGCACUGGAUUUCAGCCGCAUUCCUGGAGGAAAGCCUGCAUAGUGUGCCACUGCAGCCAAGAAGAACAUACCCCUAACUCUGACUUGGAGGAUGACCGGAAGAUGGGCUGCUUGCUGGCAGACUCUCGGUAUAGUCACCUCACAGCCAAGGUCAAGGGUGGCGAUGGCUUGCGUGUGUACAAGCGCAACCGCAUGAUCAUCACCAACCCAGUGGUGUCACGCAAAGACCCCACCUUCCACACGAUCACCUAUGAUUGGGCCCCUCCAGGCCUCACACAAAAACUGGCUAUGCAGUAUAUGGAGCUGCUUCCUGAGGAGAGACGUCCAGUGGCAGGCACUGAGGGAGCUAUCCAUCGUCGUAGGCAGUUGGUGAGGCAACUCCCUCUCCAUGAUCAUAAUCCUUUGCACUGCCACAACCUGUCUGAUGCAGAACUGCAGGCCAUGGCCACCUUUGUGAAGAACUUUAAGGAGCAGGUUUUAGGUGUGGGGGAGGUAUCUCUGCCUGGGGAGAGGGAGAAGGCACAGGAGAAGAGUGAAUCUCCUGCAGAACCAGCUCAGACGAUACAGCCCAUUACCAACGGCACUUCGGAGAAGAGUGAUAAGAAAAGUGAAUAUAGGUGCAGUGGCUGUGGGGAACUGGCAGCAGAGGACAGUCUGGUGGUGUAUGCUGAGAGGGCUGGUUACCAGAAGCUGUGGCACCCCACCUGCUUUAUAUGUGCAGAGUGUGGGGAGGGGCUGGUGGAUCUGGUGUACUUCUGGAUAAACGGAAGACUGCUGUGUGGACGCCAUUACGGCCAGAGUGGGAGACCCCGUUGUCCUGGUUGUGAUGAGCUGAUUUUCUCUGAGUUGUAUCAUAAAGGAGAAGAUGGGCAGUUAUGGCAUAAAGAGCAUUACUGCUGCUGGGAAUGUGGUCAGAAACUCAACACUCCAUGUGGUUGUGCCAACAGAAAGCUUAGACCUGUCUGAACGGCUGCUCAAAUAAACGUAGAUGUGUCCAUCUGA
Messenger RNA from Alosa sapidissima (American shad), 1899 nucleotides. RefSeq names its product LIM and cysteine-rich domains 1 (gene lmcd1). The record is from RefSeq and is a predicted model, not a curated record. The transcript has 6 exons. Bases 811 to 1863 code for a protein of 350 amino acids. Lineage: Eukaryota; Metazoa; Chordata; Actinopteri; Clupeiformes; Clupeidae. Gene Ontology annotation, molecular function: zinc ion binding.